AUGUUAGGUACCAAAUUAUUCUCUGCUUUCAUCUUGUUUGUAUUGGUUUUGACCUUGGUGGCAGAAAACGAAGUCGAUGCUGCACCAGAACCUUGUAAAGAGUUAUUUGAUAUUAUGUUCGCUAAACCAGAAAAGUUAAAGAAACCGAAAGAAGAUAAAAAAGAUGUACCAGAUGACUCAGAAAAACCUAAAAAGGCAAAGAAAAAGCAAUUGCAAAAAUUAGAAAAAAGU
Molecule: messenger RNA, 231 nt
Organism: Brenthis ino (lesser marbled fritillary)
Lineage: Eukaryota; Metazoa; Arthropoda; Insecta; Lepidoptera; Nymphalidae
Source: the annotation of a GenBank genome assembly